Drosophila ananassae is the source of this 1937-nucleotide messenger RNA. Its product is annotated as protein phosphatase methylesterase 1. The record is from RefSeq and is a predicted model, not a curated record. The transcript has 6 exons. Gene Ontology annotation, molecular function: protein methylesterase activity. The coding region runs from base 258 to 1484 and encodes 408 amino acids. NCBI's taxonomy places the organism in Eukaryota, Metazoa, Arthropoda, Insecta, Diptera, Drosophilidae. Gene Ontology annotation, biological process: protein demethylation.
GAUAUAUUAUCAACAAUCUCCAGCUGAUUAGGACACUGCUUUAUCUUUUCAGGACUAAAAAAAUUGCAAUUUUCUUACAAUAAGCAAAAAGUGAAACCUUUAAAUAAAUACCCUUUUAUCGGGGCAGAUUCCUUGCGUAAAUAAUCCCACGGCACCCAAGGCGUCGUGGUAACGUAAUAUAAUAAUAAAAAAAUAUCUGUUACAAACAGAAAAUCCGGCGAGCUAAGGACAUAGUAGCCAGUGCCAGGACAAUCGUAAUGUCUAGUUUGCAGCGAACGAUGCUGAAGGGCAAGCUCCCGCCUACUAUUCCGGGAGGACGUAUAGGACGAGCGGACUCGUUUAAGAAGUCCCGCAUAAGGGACUAUAAACCAGGGAUGUGGAAUGAGUUCUUUGCAGAGAAGGAGGACAUCGUGGUGGACGAUCAGCGAACUUUUCGCAUCUAUCGGACCAAACAACCGGAGAAGCCGGGUCCGGUUCUGUUGCUACUCCACGGCGGUGGUUAUUCGGCCCUAACCUGGGCCCACUUUUGUUCGGAGGUAACGAGCAUGAUCCACUGCCAAUGCCUCAGCAUUGAUCUACGCGGCCACGGAGACAGCAAGGUGGACGACGAGGACGAUCUUUCGGCGGACACGCUGGCCAAGGACAUUGGUGACUUGAUCCUGAAGCUGUAUCCCGAGGAGGUGCCACAAAUGUAUGUGGUUGGGCACUCCAUGGGCGGAGCCAUCGCUGUCCACUUCGCUCACAUGGCUCUGGUACCAAACCUAAUUGGUAUAACCGUCAUAGACGUGGUGGAGGGCACGGCCAUGGAGGCGCUGGCCAGCAUGCAGAGCUUUCUGCGCUCCCGUCCAAAGUAUUUCCAGAGUAUUCCCAAUGCCAUCGAGUGGUGCAUCCGCAGCGGUCAAGUGCGGAAUGUGGACAGUGCCAAAGUGUCCAUGCCCGGGCAGAUAAUCAACUGUACAACGAACAAACUGGCAACGAAUGAUCUGCCGCUGCCCGAUGAGGUCCUCGAGGAGGCCCAUCACACCAGCAUGUUCCCAAAUCCGUUCAGCAUUUCCGAAGACGAGGAAGUGUCCCCACCGGGCGAUGAGACACCCGAAACAAGCAGUGACAAUUCAGCGGGCGCUGACUUCAAGAAACCCAUCACGACCAAAUCGGCGACAGAAGCGGCCAAGAACUACACCUGGCGUAUUGAUCUCUCCAAGUCGGAGAAGUACUGGGUGGGCUGGUUCUCGGGCUUGAGCGAGAAGUUCCUUAACUUGCGCCUGCCGAAGCAGCUGCUCCUGGCCAGCAUCGAUGGCCUGGACCGCACGCUUACCGUGGGCCAGAUGCAGGGCCGCUUUCAGAUGCAGGUUCUGGCCCGCUGCGGUCAUGCCGUGCACGAGGACCGUCCGCACGAGGUAGCCGAAGUAAUCAGUGGCUAUCUCAUCCGUAACCGCUUUGCGGAGGCAGCUGGCGAGUUCCGCUGCCACAUGCCGUCGUGUUAAGAGACCAUCAACUACUACCACCACCCUUUAAGCCAAGGUUGAGCACAAACUGAGGUCACAAAAUGUCUAUUUUUUGGAAUGGAAUCAAUGGAACCAGAACCUGGAAUACAAACCGAUCUGUGCAGAAAUAUAUAUACAAAAAAACAAAGAAACAAAAAAGAAAGUAGAGAAAUAGGAACAUAGCCGUAUAUUCUAUAUACACAGAUAUUCAAUAUAAUCAAGUAAUUUAUUCGGUAUUUUUAAUUAAAUAUGAAUUUUUAACAUUGUACUUUAUGCUCUUUUUGCCAAAAAAAAAAAAAAUCUCACUUUUGGGCUUCUUACAUUGUUAUAAUGAGUGUGUAUUAAAUAUGUGCCAGAUCCAGAAUGAAAAUCUAACGAAAUUAUACGAAAAUCGAAAAAAAAAUAAGUUACAUAAAUAAAAACUAUUAAUCGCUAAUAAUGUUAAAUGCAAAA